Messenger RNA from Brassica napus (rape), 477 nucleotides. Its product is annotated as delta(14)-sterol reductase-like. NCBI's taxonomy places the organism in Eukaryota, Viridiplantae, Streptophyta, Magnoliopsida, Brassicales, Brassicaceae. The transcript is spliced from 5 exons. Bases 1 to 477 code for a protein of 158 amino acids. The record is from RefSeq and is a predicted model, not a curated record.
AUGGCUCACAGCUUCGUUACCGAUGCAAUGGUUAUUUCAUCUUUUUCUACUCUUGAAGCUUUUCCUGAGAGAUUAUCUGAGCUCAAAAGAUUAUUUUCAGGUCUAUUCGACAUUGUUGAUUGCUAUAUAGGGAAUCUCUGCAAAAACUCGGCAGUGUAUCACCUCUUGUUGUUGCUGAUUGAGGACUUGAGCUACUCUCUGCUUAAUUUGAUCUUCUGUGUUUUGGUGACAUUUGUGUUAUAUAUUACUACUGGGCGCAGUUCCUCGGAUAAGAGUUCUUCUUUAAAGCCUCAUGUCUCAGGAAAUCUUAUGAGACAUCAUUGCAGAGAGGUUGGGCUUCAUGCUAGUGUUUGGAGAUCUCCUGUGGAUUCCUUUCACUUCACUUUUAGCAUUCAGGGAUGGUGGCUUUUGCACUACAAAGUAGAACUAACAGUUCCUGCUAUAGUAGCCAAUUGCUUUGUGUUCUUGAUAGGGUAA